Messenger RNA from Scleropages formosus (Asian bonytongue), 1592 nucleotides. It is a transcript of the gene zdhhc4, whose product is annotated as zDHHC palmitoyltransferase 4. The transcript has 6 exons. Gene Ontology annotation, biological process: peptidyl-L-cysteine S-palmitoylation; protein targeting to membrane. Lineage: Eukaryota; Metazoa; Chordata; Actinopteri; Osteoglossiformes; Osteoglossidae. The record is from RefSeq and is a predicted model, not a curated record. Gene Ontology annotation, cellular component: endoplasmic reticulum; Golgi apparatus. The coding region runs from base 282 to 1325 and encodes 347 amino acids. Gene Ontology annotation, molecular function: protein-cysteine S-palmitoyltransferase activity.
CGCAUUCCAGCGGACACAGGUUCCGAACGGUCUCUUAGGUUUCUGGAACGUGCUGCGAUUGCGAUCUCGCACAGAGCACGUCUGUCGUAUUCUGCCAGCAAACCGCUCGUGCCUUGUCCUUUAGUUUCGGUAACGUUCCGCGAGUUUUACUAAGGUGUGACGUCUGCUCUGCGUUAUUAUUGGACGGCACGAUCAUGCUUAAGACGUGAAGAGGCGCCGUCAACGCCCGGACACAGGUGAAGCGAAGGCGCGGUGACUGACUGGGAGACGCGCGCGGGCACAUGAUGAUGGACUUCCUGUCGCUGUUCGCCCUCUACGUGCUCUGCGUGCUCACCUGCAUGGCUCUGGUGUGCCGGUGGUCCCACGGCGCGCAGACCCCGCUGGAGAAGAGUGUUACCUUCGUCUCCCAGAGAUUCUCAUCUUGUGCUCCCCGAUGGCUUCAGAGGCUCUUCUACAAGUUUCUACACCGCCUGUUUCAUCAAAGGACCAGACUGUUCCUGUACCUGCACCUGCUGUUGGAGUGUGCAGUAUAUGCAGAGUUUGCAUAUGAGGUGUUUGGCUACUGCAGGGAGAUGGACACUCAGCUGUCCAGCCUUAUUGUGCCUUAUGUGCUACUUGCUGUUCAGUCCUGCUUCUUCUAUCUGUGCUGCUACAGAGACCCUGGUACAGUUACAAAAGACAACCAUGCCUCACAGGUUCGGGUGUAUCUGUAUGACAGGAGGCUCUUCCAGCCGGGGGUCAGCUGUUCAACGUGUCUGCUGGUGAAACCUGCAAGGUCUAAGCACUGCCGCGUAUGCAACAGAUGCGUUCAACGAUUCGACCAUCACUGUGUCUGGGUUAACAACUGCAUUGGAGCCCAGAACUACAGAUACUUCCUUUUGUAUCUGCUGCUUACCUGUGCUAUGGCAGGAGACAUCGCAGUACUCACAGCAGACAUGCUGUUUCACGUUGUGCUGCAAGCAGACCUCCUGCACGCUCGCUACAUCGACCACAAUGGGGAGCAGCAGCCAGCUGGGCCACGCUUCAUUAUUCAGCACCUCUUCUUGACGUUUCCCAGGAUUGUCUUCAUGCUCGGCUUCCUUGUUUUCGUCUUCGUGCUGCUGGCUGGAUAUGCCUUGUUCCACUUGUACUUAGCUGUGGUUAACCAGACAUCCAAUGAAUGGUACAAGGGCAGAGCUUGGGGCUGUGAGCACUGUUAUGGCAUAGCUGGGCACCAGUGCUCCCUAUCAUCUGUUACAGCCAGCAGCUUCUAUAAUAGAGGCAUCCUCAGGAACCUGUGGGAGAUCUUUCACCCAUUCACUGCCAGUGUGAAGAAAAAUAAAUAGCCUGGCCUUUACCUCAGGGACAGUAACUUUGACAAGUGUGCACCACACUGUUGUGGAUGUAUUAUAUGCAAUGCCAGUGUCCACAGGUGCUAUGAUCUGAAUCUAACAAAUUAAUUUUUGUUCCUUUCAUGUAUGAUGCAGGGUUGUUUGACACUGUUUGUAUAUUGUAUUAAUUUGUUGGAAUUCCAAUAUUUUUAUCAUCAGAAUCAUUUUAAAUUACAUCACCACAACGAAGAGGUGGUGUGGGGGUGCAGCGGGUUUGGCAAC